UAGUUGCUACACCUGUUUCCCCUACAAGUUUGAGGUUAUAGAAGCUGUCAGUUGUGUCAGUUAAAAUGUUUUUAUCGUUUUACCUUCCCUUAAAACCAAUUUGAUCGCAUACUUUUGAGUAAAUUAUGUGAAUUUUCUCGCCACCGCAAUGUCCCAAAGCACGACUAGCGGCACAUCCUCAAGACGUCACCACCCGCGAGACCACGACUCGGCCUCCAUCACAUCCUCCAGAAUUGCCGACAUCACCGAGUGGGAAGCAAAUGAGGCCCUACGACAGCGCGAAUUGGAGGAGGCGCGCGGAAGGGCCGCCCAAAUGGAGAAAACGAUGCGCUGGUGGUCCGACUGCACCGCCAAUUGGAGGGAAAAGUGGAGUAAAGUGAGGAACGAAAGAAAUAAAGCACGAGAGGAAUGCAAGCAAUUGAGGACGAAAUUGGACACCGCCACCAAAGACACUGCCACCUACAAACGCGACAAAGAGGAACUCGAAAUACAAAACGAUCAACUUAAGAAAGAAAUGGAGAAAAUACAUAUUUUGCUCUUGAAACACGCAGGGCAAUUUGAUAGCCAAAUUUUUGAAGCCUUAGGAGAGGACCCCCUCAAAGACUUUGUUUUUAGUCAAAGUAACGGCUCCCCAGCUCGGGAAAAUGGAGCCACGAGACAGCCUGAAUGCGACAGUACAGCCCUCCAGGAUGGCUGCAUCGAAGACUAUAUCCUACAGGGGGCUGUUCCUCGAUAUGUCAAAGAUUUAGAUGAGAAAAAUGAGUUGGCAAACGGGGUGCCAAAAUCUGGGCCCCCCAAAGAAGACUACGAUGAGGAGUACGUCAUCCAGAAAUUGUCAAUGUUACAAUUGAGGUUGGAGGAAACCACAAAAACGCUCCAAGUUGAACGAGAAGAAAAGUCUCAACUGCACAGAGUCAUAGAUAAAUUAACAAUUGAGUUGCAAGAAGUCAAAGAAAAGUGUGACGAGUUAAAGGAAGCGAAACAGGAAGCGGCAAGAGAAUUAUUAUCGCUGCAGGAUCAGCAUCAGGAAGAGAUUAGGUUAAUCAGAGCUGACUUGCAGGAUGAGGCCAACUCUCGCGAGGGCAUGGAUAAACGACUCAAUGACCUCAGGGCUGAAUUGGAACGGCUUCAAGCUGAAAAUGCGGCCGAAUGGGGCAAGCGGGAGCGUUUGGAAACUGAAAAACUGGGAUUGGAGCGAGAUAAUAAAAAAUUGCGAGCAGAGUUAAGAGACAUGCAAGAACGGAUGGAAAGAAAAGGCCGACCUUUAUCAAAUUCGGACGCUGAAGUCAGGCAUUUGCAACAGGAGUUGUCUGAUAAGAAUAAAGAAAUAUCCGAAUUGAGGCACUCGCAGAACAAGUUGAAGAAAAUGGUCCAAGACAAAAUAACAGAAUUGGCUCAUGCGGUGAGAAGGGCGGAGCAAUACGAAUCUGAAGUGAAGAAAUUGCGAAGUAGAGUUGAAGAAUUGAAGAGAGAUUUAGCAGUAGCUGAAGAUGAGCUCGAUACUGCGUCAAAUAAUAUUAGAAAACUACAAAGAACAAACGAUGAGCUUCAAGAACAAGUCGAUAACUUCCAAGUCCAAUUACAGCAUUUGCAUACGAGUAUGGAAAAAGAAGAUGGGGGAGAAGAAAUGGCACUUUACGAUGAGAACGAAUGUGUUACGUAAUUGUAGUUCGUCAAGUUUGCUGUCGCAUCGAGGAGCUCUGCUCACGGAGGAUGGUAGUGAUGAUGAUGUUACUGAAUAUUAGUUUGAUUUCUUCCACGUACUUAGUAUUUUUCAAAGGAAAAAUUAUGUGUUCAACACGACGUUUUUACAGCGUUUGUGUUACUUUUCCCUUAUUUAUUGCUUGUACAUAACUCUGUACCUAGUUGUUACUUAACAGUAGAUUAAAUUAUAUUAUUUUUAUAUGA
Molecule: messenger RNA, 1908 nt
Organism: Tribolium madens (black flour beetle)
Lineage: Eukaryota; Metazoa; Arthropoda; Insecta; Coleoptera; Tenebrionidae
Product: coiled-coil domain-containing protein 102A
Exons: 7
Coding region: 149-1663 (504 amino acids)
Cellular component (GO): myosin complex
Source: RefSeq, a predicted model, not a curated record